Hibiscus syriacus is the source of this 1703-nucleotide messenger RNA. RefSeq names its product UPF0496 protein At4g34320-like. The transcript has 2 exons. The record is from RefSeq and is a predicted model, not a curated record. Bases 406 to 1575 code for a protein of 389 amino acids. Lineage: Eukaryota; Viridiplantae; Streptophyta; Magnoliopsida; Malvales; Malvaceae.
CAAAUCAAACUCUACUGUUACCCUUCAACAUGUAUGGUUGUUGGGAAAAGACACACCUUGGACUUCAUUCCUCUUAUCUUUCCCGUCUUACAAUUAUUUUUCUCUCAGUUUCCUUCUCAUAACCCCCCUUUUUUCCUCUCUCAUUCCUAGUAAUUGUGUGUCAAGAUGGUUCCUUAAGUUCUACAUCAUAGCUUGUUUGUGGUCAACUUUGGUUUUCGAUCUUUACAAUCUGCCAAGGAUUUCAGGUGAGGAUAAAUCAGGGCUCUAGAAACCAUCGAAUCUUUCACUUUUCAGCUGAAAUUAAGCCAAUAGGAUUCUACUUGAUUACUGGGUUUUACUUAAAACUUGAAAACUAUUUCUGGGUUUUAAAGAUCUUCUCCACCACGAUUUGAAUCUUUAUCAGCUAUGAUGAUGGGAUGCAAAUCUAGCAAAACAGUAAGUGGUCCAGAAGUAUCUUCACAAGGCAGGACCGAUUUUCUGUUCGAAUCAGACUUGAGCUCCUACGAGGCUGCUUGUAGAAAGGAUUCAACUUUGCAGCAAUUUGAUGCCACCCUCCAUCGACGCACUAACGAUGUCAUUGGCACACUCGCUGCUCGUUUGAAUGUUCGAUCCUUAUCUUUUGACUCGCUCAAACAGGUUAUCGGAUGUCUUCUUGAAACCAACGAGGAAGCGGUGAAAAUCAUUUUGGAACGUCAGAGAGAUAUAUGGAAAAACCCCGACUUGUUUUCUUUGGUUGAGGAAUACUUUGACAACAGUAAAAAGACAUUAGAAUUUUGCGCUGCUCUUGAGAAUUGCCUCAAACGUGCUCGAAACAACCAGUUAAUUAUUCAGUUUGCUGUUAGGAAUUUUGAUGAAGAGGCGGGUUUACAAGUUGGGGAUGGUGAGAGGAAAUUUGUGAAGACUUUGGAGGAACUAGGGAAAUUUAAAGCAGCAGAGGUGCCAUUCACUAAUGAGUUCUUUAUACUGUUCGAUUCAGUUCGUAGGCAGCAGGAGUUAUUGCUGCAUAAAUUACUAGCUCGGAAGAGAAAGCUCGAUAAGAAGUUGAAAUCUUUGAAAACAUGGAGGAGAGUGUCCAAUGUGUUGUUCGUAGCCACUUUCGUUUCGGUUGUGAUCUUCUCUGUGGUGGCAGCAGCCAUAGCUGCACCGCCCGUUGUAGCAGCUUUGGCAGCUGCCCUGGCACCUAUCGGUUCGGUCGGUAAAUGGUGCAAUUGGCUUUGGAAGCGAUACGAGAACGAUCUGAAAGGGCAGAAGGAGUUAAUAAACGAAAUGUGGAGUCGUUCUCACUUCACAAUCCAUGACUUGGAAAACAUAAGAGUGCUUAUCAGGAAGCUGGAAAUUGAGAUGGAAUCACUAUUGCAUGAUGCCGGUUUUGCACUUGCAGAAGAAGAUGCACUGAAGCUCGCGAUCAAUGAGAUCAAGAGAAAGUUGGAAGCAUUUAUGACGACCAUCGAGGAAUUGGGUCAACAGGCCGAUACAUGUAGCCGUAAUAUUAGGAUGGCAAGGACAGUGGUUUUGAAGAAGAUGAUGAAAGAUUCUGGUAGUUCAUCAACUGGUUCCGGCCAUUUAGAAAUCUAGCAAUGACGUAUGUUUUGCUGUGUUUACGUUGUAUUAACUUUAUGUUCAAUUAGAGUUAAUGAAGUUCCACCUCUACGAGUGAGUAGAUCUGGACGUGAUCAUAUAUAUCAAUUACAUUGUUCCGUCAA